AUGAAAUAUGCAGUCCUUUCACUGACUUUCGGGUAUGGGAAAGAGAAAGUUUUGUUAAAGGAUAUCGAAUUAUGGGAUGAAAAUAUAAUCACUAAUAUAAAGGAUAGACCACUUAUAUGGUCAGGGAGAUAUGUAUCAUAUGUAUCAGUACAAAAAUUACCAUUAUGGAUAUAUGACAAGGAACAGCCAACACCGUGGCAUUGUUAUUCUAAUUGUUCAAAAACCUGCAAUUACUUUAAUAUCAAAUUGAAAAGCUUAAAUAGGUCAAUGAUAGCGGAAAUACACAAUAACUCAAUGGAUUCAGCAUCACAAACCCGACUGGCUCUGUUUUAUGUUAAAAAUAACUCGAUAAUGUGUAAAUUACUGUCCACAAAAUUAAAAUCAAAAAUUGACGAACACAUUACUACAUCUUCUAACGCCAACAUUAAUAGUGCCAUGGUUACCAAAACUAAUAGUAAAUUUUCAGUUAGCAAAAAACCCACCCAUAGUCUACUGAAUAAGAAAGUUCAUUUCAAUGACACUUUGUCAAAAUUGAUUCUUACAGGAUUACGAUUAAGAGAUAUUCCAAACACCUCUUCAGGGUUCACUAAGUUAUAUAAAAUGACAUUUCAAGCUGCAGAAUUUACACAUAGGGAAGAUGUUAAAAAAUACGACUAUCAAGUACCAUUUGAAUUGUUACAACAAACUGUAGAAAUAUUGUUAAAACUAUUCACAAAGACAUAA
This is a messenger RNA of Arxiozyma heterogenica, 723 nucleotides long. It is a transcript of the gene SLD7, whose product is annotated as Sld7p. The coding region runs from base 1 to 723 and encodes 240 amino acids. NCBI's taxonomy places the organism in Eukaryota, Fungi, Ascomycota, Saccharomycetes, Saccharomycetales, Saccharomycetaceae. The record is from RefSeq and is a predicted model, not a curated record. The transcript has a single exon.